This is a messenger RNA of Penaeus vannamei (Pacific white shrimp), 1167 nucleotides long. NCBI's taxonomy places the organism in Eukaryota, Metazoa, Arthropoda, Malacostraca, Decapoda, Penaeidae. The record is from RefSeq and is a predicted model, not a curated record.
UUUCUUUUUCCUCUUUGAAACAUGAAUGACAAUUCGGACAACUGAGUUCGAAUCCGUUGCGAAAUGACUAGCGAAUCCCUCUCCUCGGUCAUGGCGAUCCUCGGACACGCGGCCACGACUUCGGACACGGCGAUGGAGAAGGACCCUUACGCCUCGUCGCUCCUGGACAACCUGACCCUCAGUUCGGCCCCGGCAGCGUCGGAGGAGGAGGGGGAGGGGGCGCCGUCGGCCACGCUUCCCCUCUCUCUCCUCCGCGCCCCCUCCCCUCCCCGCCCUGACCCAGGGAUGCUCGAGGACCCCUCCUACCGCUCGCUCCUCGACAACCUCACCGUCUUCUACCCGGACCUCCUCAGCUACAUCAACCUCACCAACUGGACCGACCUCCCGUUCCUCCUCGAAGGCUCCGAAGCGGGUCUCGCCGGCGGCUCCGAACUCCCUCCCCCCGGCAACGCCACGGCGCCCUCGGGAGCGGUCGCGGCGGACGAGACGGCCCUCUACGACGUGCCGACGGGGAUCGUGGUCCUCCUGAGCAUCUUCUACGGCAGCAUCUCCCUCGUCGCCGUCGUCGGGAACGCGCUCGUCAUGUGGAUCGUCGCCACGUCCAGGAAGAUGCACUCCGUCACCAACUACUUCAUCGCGAACCUGGCGCUGGCGGACAUCAUCAUCGGCCUCUUCGCCAUCCCGUUCCAGUUCCAAGCGGCGUUGCUCCAGCGGUGGAAUCUGCCCCACUUCAUGUGCCGCCUUCUCCUUUCUUCCAAAACUUGUUCAGCCUGGCGACACAAGCGCACACACAGUGACAUACCAACCACACUCAACAACAAAACCACCCCCACCACCACCACACUCCACCGGUAUCCGCACGAGACCCACAUAGCAAGACCAGCUCACGAGCGAAAAACACCCACAGACCACGACGCACCGCCCUGGACCUGGGGCGGAGGUGGAGCGAAGGUGGAGUGGUAUGCCCAUGGUAUGCUUAUGGUAUGUGAUGCCGUGUCGUGUAUAGUGUGUUUAGUUAAGACACCCACCAUAGACAGUGAUUAUACGUUAGACCACAGGACACCACAGCCCAUGAAGAGACCCACAGACACCAUAACCAAGAAGUUUAGACUCCAAGGAUCCCGUAGCCCAUAUGACGAAGGCAAGUGGGUCUUACGCCAGAUGUAA